AAAUAAGAAAUGAAAAAUUUAUUCGUGUAUAUGGUAGUCUGCGUUUGUAGGUUUACUGUGAUCUGAAAGGAACAAUAUAUUUGUAGACUGGUGUGUAUAAUCAACAACGACUUCAAGACAUAUUUUCCAUCUCUCUAUCUCCCAGGUGCAUUAAUUCUCGUUCACGGAGCAAAGAACAAGUCUGGAUGUUUUCACAAAUUUGUCUUGCUUCAUGGACGUCUUUGUAUGAUAAUUUUACGCUUUUUGUGUUAACAGCGGAAUUUUCCCAUUUCCUUUUCUGCCGUUGUCCUCGGAACCAACCUCUAGAACGGACGGACGGAUGGACAAACAGAAAGAAAGGAAGGAAGGAAGAAAGGAAAAAAAAUCUUUGCUGGUUUUUUUCCAGGUCAUAAACUACGAAGCUCUGCAGUCAUUAUGCAAGGACAGCAGAGCUAGACUGAUCAUCAUCUCGGACAGUAUACAAGUACUUCACCAACGCUGAAGACCAGUACUUGAGUACAAUGAGGUCUCUGCUUCAGAAAGGUUUAUUCACGUACCUGUGUCUGGACAGACUUCGUGUCACAAAAACAAUGUUGUUUUAUAUGUACCUGUCAUCUGUUCUUGCCUUGGAGAACGUGGCGCUGUUGAAGCCGGCCAUGCAGAGCUCGGUCUACGCCGGCAGCACGGCGGACAAGGCAGUGGACGGCAACACGGACGGCAACCGUUACAAUGGUUACUGCUCAGGGACCAACCAAAUGGAGAACUCCUGGUGGAAGGUCGACCUGAUGGGCUUGUACACCAUCAGCCAUGUGGAACUCUUCAACAGGGUUGACGGAUGGACUUACAGACUUCAGAACUUCGAAAUAAGAGUAUCUUCGCGAGACCCUCUAACUUUCCCCUCGAAGGAUGGGAAGCAGUGUGUGUAUUACACUUCUAUAGUCCCCAUCAAUGGCUACACACUGAACUGCACUCAGCCAAUCACAGGCCGCUACGUCAGCAUCUUCAAGGCCGCCGAUGAACAUCUGACCAUCUGCGAGAUUCGCGUGUUUGGAGAAAGAGCUUUCACAGGUUCGUUUAGGAAGGCACAAAACAAUUUCCGGUUUAGCAGUCCAGUUGUUACGUCACUUCCGGUCUUGAGCUCUGUGCACUGUACAGCACUGUGUCUUCGGAGCGACAACUGCUCCGCUUUUAGCUUCGAGCAGGUCUUGGUCUCUGGAAAGUCCUCUUGUGAUCUCGCUGGUUACACCCAAUUUGUAGACCAACCACCGAUGGUCUCGCUUUCCGGAUGGAGUGUUUACAUCAUUGUCUAAAUGAACAGUCGCUACUUGUCUGUCAGCCAGCCAGACAGCCAGACAUCCAGCCUCUUUCUAUUUUUAAAUCUAUAAUUAUGUUCUGCGAGUCUGUCCUUGUACAGUGAACCAAACUUUACAAUAAGCAAAAUUGCAUUAGCGUGUCCAUCAUACAUGAGUGUGCCACUUUGAUAUUGUGCAUUAAUUCUCUCUCACACGAAUACAGUUUUUGACACAUUUUCUGUACCUAUCGCCUAUCUGUUUUUCAGAGCCUCUCACAUUAAAGAAUGAAAUUUUCAAUUGGCCUUCGUCUUACUCUCUAUUUAAAAUGUGUGCUUUGAAUGUCUUACCUUCAAAAGAAACACAGAAGAUAAAAAUACACUAGACUCGGUACAGGUCUGAACAUUUUACCCAACUUCAGAUCAGAAAGUGAGUGUAUAAUAAGAAACUUACUAAACUCGUUAAUUUACUCUUUUUCGGUUGUAAAUAUUCACCUAUCUCAGUUGGUUAAGCAUUACAAGACAAGAUG
Molecule: messenger RNA, 1797 nt
Organism: Pomacea canaliculata
Lineage: Eukaryota; Metazoa; Mollusca; Gastropoda; Architaenioglossa; Ampullariidae
Product: fucolectin-like
Exons: 5
Coding region: 501-1289 (262 amino acids)
Source: RefSeq, a predicted model, not a curated record